Messenger RNA from Momordica charantia (bitter melon), 828 nucleotides. Its product is annotated as NDR1/HIN1-like protein 6. Gene Ontology annotation, biological process: defense response to other organism. Gene Ontology annotation, cellular component: plasma membrane. The record is from RefSeq and is a predicted model, not a curated record. NCBI's taxonomy places the organism in Eukaryota, Viridiplantae, Streptophyta, Magnoliopsida, Cucurbitales, Cucurbitaceae.
UUCUCACAAGGCUAUGUUUGGUGAGGGAAAAAAAAAAAGAAAAUUUAUCUGUUUUGAAAGUUGAGAUAUAUAAAUAAAACACAUAUAAUACCCAAAAUCUACUCUUCCAAUGGCACUCCCAGACCAUCAUCAGAUCAGAAUCCACCCAGUUGCAGAUCUCGAACAGCCGCCGCCGGAGAAGGGCCGCCAGCAACUCCAAAUUGUCCCUCCAAAGAAGAAAAGGUAUUCGUGUUUGUGCAGAUGGUUGUGUUGGAGCCUCUCCAUUAUUUUGGUUCUACUGAUCGUCGUCGGAGCCGUCGUCGGAAUUCUGUAUCUCGUUUUCAAGCCUAAGAUUCCGGCGUACUCCGUCGACUCCUUGAACAUCAGUGACCUCCGCCUCAAUUUCGACAUGUCGCUCUACGCCAGGUUCGAUGUGAAGAUAACGGCGUACAACCCGAACGAGAAGAUCGGAAUAUACUACGAAAAGGGAGGAGUUUUGAGCGUUUGGUACACUGAGAACAAGCUUUGUGAAGGGUCACUGCCGGCGUUCUACCACGGCCACCGGAACAAGACGGCGUUGGACGUGGAUUUGACCGGGAGGACGGUGUACGGAAGCACUUUGAUGGCGGCGCUGGUGGAGCAACAGCGGACGGGGCGCAUCCCGCUGCAGCUCCGGGCGGCGGCUCCGGUGGCCGUGAAAUUGGGGAAGUUGAAGCUUAAGAAAGUUAAGAUCUUGGGGGAAUGCUUGUUGGUGGUGGAUAGCUUGACUGCCAAUAAUGCCAUUAGUAUUAAAGCUAGUAAUUGUAAAUUCAAGUUAAAGCUCUAAUUUUCUUUUUUCCUUUUUGGAAA